Podospora bellae-mahoneyi is the source of this 2093-nucleotide messenger RNA. RefSeq names its product prephenate dehydrogenase (NADP(+)) (gene TYR1). Lineage: Eukaryota; Fungi; Ascomycota; Sordariomycetes; Sordariales; Podosporaceae. Gene Ontology annotation, molecular function: prephenate dehydrogenase (NADP+) activity; NAD+ binding; prephenate dehydrogenase (NAD+) activity. The record is from RefSeq and is a predicted model, not a curated record. Gene Ontology annotation, biological process: L-tyrosine biosynthetic process.
UGAUAGGAGGGUGGUCAUUUGAGUGAGGUUGUUGGUUAAUAGGGUGAGUGUAAGUGGUGAUGUCUCGGGAAGCUUAACCCUGAUGACCAAGGUCUUGUCAUGUGCGCUCCACAGUGUACACUGUCUGCCAGAUCCAAGUGGGGCCGUGGGGCGUCGCGAGCACGGUGGGAGCCCCACCUUGAGCAAGCUUAAAUUUCAGUUCCAGUCAGAAAUUUUCUUUAACUUCUCUUCAACUCGCAACAACAAUAGCAACAGCAGCCGAGCCAGCUUUGCAUUCUUUGCACGCUUUCUUCCCCACUUUGAGAGACAAGCUGGGAGUUCUGCGCAGUUGCCCUCCUGAGGAUGUGAUCUUUGCCAUCGAGGAGUAUCCCUUGCUUUGCAAUACCGUUUUCGCUCGGAAGAGAAACAACAAUGGCGACGGCAUCCGAGUUCGCGUGGUCGAAAGACUUCACCAUCGGCCUCAUCGGCAUGGGCGACAUGGGCAGGAUGUAUGCCCGCCGACUGGCCAGCGCUGGAUGGAGUUUCCACGUUCCAAUUCAGAACUUUGGUCGGAUAUGGUUGGCUAAUCGUUGCGUUCUUUUUCUUUUGUUUCUUUUUAGAGUCAUGGCCUGCGAUAGAGAAGAAAAAUUUGAAGAGCUUGCCAAGGAAUUUGCAGACAAUACCAAUAUUCAAAUUCUCCGCAACGGCCACCUUGUUUCGCGAGCGAGCAAUUAUAUCAUCUACAGCGUCGAGGCGGCCGCCAUUGGUCGUGUAGUCGAACAGUUCGGUCCAUCAACCCGUCUAGGCGCCAUAGUCGGAGGCCAAACCUCCUGCAAAGACCCUGAGAUCAAAGCAUUUGAGUCCUACCUCCCAUCCGACGUCGACAUCGUUUCUUGUCAUUCCCUCCACGGCCCCAACGUCGACCCCCGCGGGCAACCUUUAGUCCUGAUCAAACACCGCGCCUCUGACGAAUCUUUCCAGAAAGUCGAAUCUGUCUUGUCAUGCCUCAACUCUACACACGUCUACCUCACAGCCAAAGAGCACGACCGCAUCACGGCCGACACCCAAGCCGUCACCCACGCCGCCUUCCUCUCCAUGGGCAAAGCCUGGCACGCCAACCGCCAGUUCCCCUGGGAGGAAGGAUCUCGCUACAUCGGCGGGAUCGAAAACGUGAAAAUCAACCUCAUGCUGAGGAUCUACGCCCAAAAGUGGCACGUCUACGCCGGCUUAGCGAUCCUCAACCCAGAGGCGCACAAGCAGAUUGGGCAGUUUGCCCGGUCGAGUACUGAGUUGUUUUACCUCAUGCUUGAGGGCAGAUCCGAUGAGUUGCGUGAGAGGGUGUACAAAGCCAAAGAAAAAGUCUUUGGCGCCGAGGGGAGCCCCAAGUGGGCGGAGAGGCCGCUGCUAAAGGAGGAGCUUCUUGAUCGGUUUUCACUUAAUAAACCCUCUGGGGGAAAGGGAGGGGGGAGGGGGCUGCCGAAUAAUCAUCUUAGUUUGCUGGCCAUGGUCGACUGCUGGUCUGCGCUGGGAAUCGUGCCCUACGACCACAUGAUUUGCUCGACGCCUCUCUUUCGGCUUUGGCUGGGCGUGGCGGAGCAUCUGUUCAGGACCCCAGGGUUGCUGGAUGAGUGUUUGCGGGUGGGGAUUGAAGACAAGAGCUUCAGGAGGGACGAUUUGCAGUUUGCGAUUGCCGCGGCCGGUUGGGCAGAAUGUGUCAGUCUGAGGCAGUUUGACACUUGGAGGGAGAGGUUCGCCGUGACGCAAAAGUUCUUUGAGCCGAGAUUCAAGGGGGCCGUGGAGGUGGGGCAGGCCAUGAUUAAGGCUGUGUUGGAGAGCGAGAAGGAGUAGUGGUGGGAGGGCAUCCAUAGCACUGAGAUUUGUUUAGCAUUGAGGUUACUUCGGGCUGGUUCAAUGUGCUGGUUGUAAUGAUGUUUCCUAUGUUGAUUUAUCGAGCACCAAGAGAGAUCCAUGAUCUUUGGCCAUCAAACCCAACACCAGGAACUAACUACUUCAUCACAAUAUUGCAAUCAUUCUCCUAGGACUCGAAUGUAGAAUUAGGUAUUACUUUGUCCACCAGCUAUAUCUCUCCACUUAUCACUACAAAAAAGAAAACG